Molecule: messenger RNA, 2665 nt
Organism: Dunckerocampus dactyliophorus (ringed pipefish)
Lineage: Eukaryota; Metazoa; Chordata; Actinopteri; Syngnathiformes; Syngnathidae
Exons: 9
Coding region: 1-1329 (442 amino acids)
Source: RefSeq, a predicted model, not a curated record
AUGCCUCAGCUGAUGCUCGACAGGCCCAAAGGUCACGGGGGCCCGGGUCCCUGUGCGAGGGCGGCUCUGGACCGGGCCCUCCGGCGGCAGUGGGGGCAGGGGGAAGCUGCUGCUGAGAUGAGGCCGGAGCCUCACAGCUCAGACCUUCAGGGGGGGAGAAAGCUCCUCCCUGCCUCCUGCAAGAAAGCAUGGUGCACCUUCCUCCCAGCGGCGGUGGUGUGGUCAGUGUGCCACCUGGAGGCGCCGCUGUCUGUGGUGGACGUUUGCUGGAGUCUGGCGCUGCUCUGCUCGCUGUGGGCUUCCCUGGGGGGCUGCAUCUACCUGCUGCUGCGCUACCUGAGGUCACCACUCCCACUGGGGGGCGCCGCUCCUGGGUUACAAGAAGAGGUUGCCACCAAAAGCGAGAAGAUGGUGUGUGACCGUUCAAGAAGUCCAGACGUCCACGUAGCACUGGGCCUCAACCUGGCUGACUGCCUGCUACUGAGUGUGCUCCAGGAGCCCCUGCCAGAUCCCAAAGAGCCUCUGGCACUACACUACCUGCAGUUUGCACACAAGCGUGUAAAGUCUUUAGAGGCCGUUUCAAACACCCUGAACCCUGCAGACCUGGUCUCGGACAUCUCAGUCCAAAGCCAAGUACUGACCGACAAAGUGACGCUCAUCUGCAAUUACCUGCAGCAAAGGACCACCUCCCUGAGCAGGCUGGUCCAGGUCCAGGCUGAGUUUGAGGCCGGCGUGAAGGAGCUGCAAGAGGGGGUGGAGAUCCGCUGGGCCCAGCUGGAGGAUCUACACACGGGGGUCACGCUCACUAAAGAGGGAGGGAAAGACCACAGGGACUUGGCGUCGACCCUCAAGCACGCAGAGACCUUAUUUGCAGUCCUGAGCCACCACAGGAGCCAACUUAAUGGCUGCCAGGAGCUCCUGAAAGACAGCACACAUCUCCUCCAGGAGCUGACAUGGAGUCACAGCCGUGCCCGCACCCGUCCUAGCAGCAGCCGCAGCACCAGCGAGUCUGUGUGGCCAGAAGUGCUGCUCCAGUCCAACAUGGAGCAGUUUGACAAGACCCGGGAGAGCUUCCUGUCCCUGGAGCAGCAGACCUCCACCUUCCAGGCCCACCUGCAGGGGCUCGCUGCUGACAGGGCCUCCUCCAGCCCUUCCCUGGACGCCGACAGCCGACGCUCCAGCAAUGUUUCCUCUGACCACUGGGAGUCCACCACCACCGCCGAGUCGGACGGCGAGUCGGACACUCGUCUGUCUUUGUGUGAGAGGUCAGCGUUGACGGUCACCUCCACUAUUGGACGCUUACGGAAAUCUUCUCGAAAGAAGAAGUGAGUCAAUGCGCUUGUAUUCUAUGUACGUUUUUGUGACACAAGGGGGCGCCCUGCCACUAGUUAUGACAUCAUUGAAACGCUGCUAUUAUUUAUACUUGAUUUAAAUGUCCUUUGAAUCAUUAAGAUGAAUAGUACAUACAGUACAGGGAAAAUGCAAUAUUUUUCAUGAUGUUUAUCUUUAUGGGAUAAGAUGAGCCCUCUUCAAGUCCUUCAAGUCUCUUCCAUAUCUGUCAUGAUGGCCUGGGGGCUUCAAAGUCAAGAGGAGAGGGCUGCACAUAGGGGGGCUAGUGCAGGUCAGCGCCGGAAGCGUUUUUGUUAUUACAGAAAACGAGGCGGCCCUCUCGACCUCCUCUGCGAGACGUGAAUGUCUUUGAUCCCAAAUUCAAUCUCUGGACUUCUGCGGUGGCCAACAAGGAGCUAAAAAGUAAACACAGACGCCGUUGGACGGUGUUGGACAGCUUCACACCACAGCAGCGGUGCGGAGGUGCCUUGUUGUUGUUGUUGUUGUUGUUUUUCAUCCUCUGGAGAUUUGGGAUGAAAGGAAGGUUAGCUGCAGCCUGCUAGCAUUCAUGGAAAUGUCAGAACCACAAUGAAGGAAAUGGAAAGAUGCAAAUGUGGAUAUCUGUUGGAAAUAGAUGUUUUUGUUUUAUUGUAGAACAAAACACACAAACAUAUUUUAGUUUUUUCAUUUUUAACCAAUUGCCUCUGUGUUUUGGACUGAAGAGCAGGUGUCUCAUUUUUUCAUAUACAGCCAAAAAAUGUGUUUGUGUUUUGGUUUGAAAAGCACAUAUUUCCAUAUUUUCUUCAGCUGUUUGUUUUAAACAUUUAGCCCCCCAAAAAUUGGAGUUUUGGAUUGCAAAGCACAUAUUUCCAACUUUGUUUUAGUAAUGUUUAUAUUUUUUAUAUUUUGGCAAAAAAUGUUUGUGUUUUGGAUUGAAAAGCAAGCAUCUCCAAGUUUUCAUGAUUGAUUAUUUCUCUUUUUUUUUUUUGCUAAACAAACAAAGAAACAAAAAAAACAGUUUUGAAUUGAAAACCAUGCAUGUUUUCUUUUUUUAAUUAUUAUUAUUAUUUUACUAUUUUGAAUUUGUUUGUAUCACGUAACACGAAAACACGUAUCACGUAUCACGUAUCUCCACAUGGAAGUUUUUCUUGGCUACAAGCUCCUAAAACGUGUUUGUGUUUUGGAUUGAAAAGCACAUAUUUCCAUAUUUUCGUCAGCAUUUUUUUUUACAUUUCGCACCCCCAAAAAUAUUUGUGUUUUGGAUUAAAAAGCAAGGAUCUCAAAAUUGUCCUAUUUCUUGUGUUUUGAACAGAAAAGCAUGUACAGUAUCUCCAAU